This is a messenger RNA of Colletotrichum phormii, 984 nucleotides long. RefSeq names its product cytochrome oxidase c assembly-domain-containing protein. The transcript has 2 exons. The coding region runs from base 1 to 984 and encodes 327 amino acids. The record is from RefSeq and is a predicted model, not a curated record. NCBI's taxonomy places the organism in Eukaryota, Fungi, Ascomycota, Sordariomycetes, Glomerellales, Glomerellaceae.
AUGGCAUCUAGAGUAGGCCCCCGGAGCGCCUCGGACGCAACGCGCUUCACCUCAACCACCCCGCACGCCGCAUCCAAGAGCUCUCCCACAUCAGCAGCAGCAACGACAGGUGCAUCGACGACAGGGACGACAACGACGACAGCAUCAUCAACACCGGCGUCAACGUCACCACAGCCUUCCAAGAUCCCCGGCCGGCAACCGGGCGAGAGCCCCGAAGACCGCGUCCGCCGCCUCCGCGCAGCCCACGAGGCGGCGCGCAAGGCCCAGACCUCGAGCGUCGACCACGUUAUUGGCGGCAGCCGUCGCUUCUUUGAUGUCGCGCACAAGUUCACCGUCCUCGGACUGGUCGGGUUCACGGCAAUCGCAGGCCUCGUCUCCGUCUACUCCGUCUACGACAUGGUAACCUACAACAAGCAACGCCGCACCGACUUCAUCGAAGCCCAGCGCCAAAUGGAAGACGACGCCCUCGCCACGGCCCGCCUCGCCUUCAUCAAGGGCACCGCCACCGACAACGAAAUCACCCUCGUCGAGGAGGCAAACGCCCUCGCCCGCGAGACGGGCGUCAAGCUUCCCCCCUUGCUCUCCGCCCCGACUCACACCACGGGAGCCGAGAAGAUUUUCGGUACGGGCCAGCAAAGGACGGCGGCCGAUGCCUCGACGACUGCGACCGCAAUCACCCCCGCAUUCCCUACGACGUCUGAAGCAGCCCCCGCCCCGAAACAAAAGAGCAGCGGCAGCAGCUGGUGGCCCUUUGGCGGCAGCAGCAAAUCCGAUGCCGCAGAGACCAGCUGGAGCGAGGAGGACGAGUCCUCUGGCGUCCGCGCCACGGACCUCGCGCGCGCCGUCGAGGACAGGAAAGAGUUCCUCCAGGACAAGGCCAAGGCCGCCUUUGAGCGCGAGAGGGAGAACCAGCGCCGAGGCGGCCCGCUGGACCAGGUCGGUCUGCCGCAGGAGAAGAAGGCCGAGAAGAAGGGGUGGUGGUAG